Messenger RNA from Exophiala xenobiotica, 1200 nucleotides. RefSeq lists its product as uncharacterized. The record is from RefSeq and is a predicted model, not a curated record. The transcript has 6 exons. Bases 1 to 1200 code for a protein of 399 amino acids. Lineage: Eukaryota; Fungi; Ascomycota; Eurotiomycetes; Chaetothyriales; Herpotrichiellaceae.
AUGUGUAACUACCGGUGUAACCAUAAUGCGGAUGAGCUCUUAAACACAAAGGUCCCGCUGCAAACGGCGUUCUUCCACAUUCUCAGUCGCCCCAACCAGAUUAUCGAGGGCCCGCUGGAACCGAGGACGCGGGAGGGCGUUUGCGUGCGCAAUAUGAAGACCGAAGUAGAUAUAUCCGAUGUGGAAAGGGGAAGCAGCGAUAGUGGCCAGAAGGAGAGUCCCAAAUCUGGCUUCUUUUCGUUGUUCCUCACUCGCGAAUGCAACAAGAAGCCCAAUCCAAGUCCAGAUGACGCUCAAAGCCAGGAGGAAAUACUGGGGCAAGGAGAUCACUGGCGAAGGACGGAAGUUCUGAAAGUCAAAGAGAAUCAUCCCGGCUGGCCCAGGUUGGCCGCGGUCAUUGAAAGCGAUGCGAAUUUCUUGAUAUUCCGCAAGUUUGGAUUCUUGCGGACUAGGUUAGUGGUGUGGCACCAAGACCGUCUGAGGGAGCUGGAGGAGAGGCUGAGAGAUCUGGAUGACGUGGACUUCAAGACAGAUGAAAACACUCAAAGGGCACUUUGCGACCGCGAAGGGGACGACAGGAGAGAACCUGCAUCGCGGAGGGAAUUGUUUGAGAGGCUCAGCUACGAGCUCCAAAAGUAUGAUGACCUUUUGAGACGAUACGCUGAGCUGCAGCAGUAUGAUGCGCCGAGCGAACGGGACCGGGAGUCUGUUGCUGGACUGAUCUGGAACGAUGGCCACCUGUGCCUUCGUGACAGAAGCUACAUCAAACAUGUCGACGACUUGAUUGCUCUUUGUAGCAACAAGGAGACCAGUAAGAUGCAUGGCCUUCUCCUGGAUCUUGUUGCAAAAGUCGGAAGAGGGCGGCCGUUAUUUCGUUACCUCUUCCGGAAUAAACUGCAGCAAGAGAAACUUGAUGGCGAUACCGAAUUGCACUUGGAACUGUUCGACAAAAGCCGGAUUGACGCCUUUGUCGCGUUUCUCUUUACCAUGGUGCUGGUAUUCUUGAUCAUGGGACCAGUGACGGUGUUGUACAAGAUGAGAGACAGUGACGGCUAUCAACAAUUGGCGAUCGCAUUAGCAUCCACGACUAUGUUCGCUGGGUUGGUUGCAAUUGCCACAAGUGCAAGGAGGCAUGAAAUCUGCGGAGCCACAGCAGCGUAUUGUGCCGUGCUGCUGGUAUUCAUGGGACAGAGUCAUUGA